Messenger RNA from Scheffersomyces amazonensis, 707 nucleotides. RefSeq names its product 40S ribosomal protein eS27 (gene RPS27A). Gene Ontology annotation, cellular component: ribosome; cytosolic small ribosomal subunit. Bases 174 to 422 code for a protein of 82 amino acids. Lineage: Eukaryota; Fungi; Ascomycota; Pichiomycetes; Serinales; Debaryomycetaceae. Gene Ontology annotation, biological process: ribosomal small subunit assembly; translation. Gene Ontology annotation, molecular function: structural constituent of ribosome; RNA binding. The transcript has a single exon. The record is from RefSeq and is a predicted model, not a curated record.
AGAGUUCAGAAAUGAGAUGAUCACGAGUCUGAGCGCACGCGACAGAUGGCCCAAAGUAAAAUGAAAAAUUGUGAAAAUUUGAUCCACUAGAAAUUUGUGAGGAGAAGAAAGAAAAAAAUUUUCCGUAAGGGAUAACUCUUUCUUCCUAUUCUAGUUAAUUACAUUACAUCACCAUGGUUUUAGUUCAAGAUUUAUUACACCCAACUGCUGAAUCAGAAGCUCAUAGACAUAAGUUAAAAACUUUAGUACAAGGUCCAAGAUCUUAUUUUAUGGAUGUUAAAUGUCAAGGAUGUCUCACCAUUACUACUGUCUUUUCUCAUGCUCAAACUGCUGUCACCUGUGAUAACUGUUCAACUGUUUUAUGUACCCCAACUGGUGGUAAGGCCAAGUUAUCUGAAGGAUGUUCUUUCAGAAGAAAGUAAAUGGCUUGAUAGAUCGAUUGAUUGAUGAUUGAUUAAUUGAUGAUUGAUUGAUUAAUUCAUUGAUGUUAAUCCUUAAAUAGGCAUGGCUGGUGCCACUGUAAUUUUGAAAGGCGCACGCCCUGUCCAUUUUCCUUCACUUGACUUUAUAAGUGUGCAUCAUCAUCAUCAUCAUCAUCAUCAUCAACAACAUCAUUACAGUUUAACGCAUAUAAUUUAAUUCAUCACCAAUUCCUUCAAGAAUUGUAAUCUAAUGACACAGUAAAUACUCAGCAUGGUUCUUUUCAA